Molecule: messenger RNA, 654 nt
Organism: Neurospora hispaniola
Lineage: Eukaryota; Fungi; Ascomycota; Sordariomycetes; Sordariales; Sordariaceae
Exons: 2
Coding region: 128-616 (162 amino acids)
Source: RefSeq, a predicted model, not a curated record
UCUCGACGACUACAUCAUCUUAUACGCCAUCUCAGCGUCCCACACAAAUACUAGUCUAGAUCUACUUCAACUCUCAUCUCUUUCCCAUCUUCAAUACCCGGUAUUGAAACACACAACAAACGGCAAAAUGGCCGAAGCAGAGAAUUACGAGGACGACCUCUUCGACGAUCUGUACAACGACGACGACGCUCCCGCUGCCUCAAAGCCAGCCGCUGCACCAGCUUCCGCCCCCACCACAGCUCAGACUUCAGCUACUGAGCAACCUGCUCAACAACAGCAGCAACAGCAGCAGCAACAGCAAGAGCAGCACCAACAAGCUGCCGCCGUCCAGCAGUCGGCUGCUGACAACUACGGAGGAUCCAACGACUACAGUCAGCAAGGCUACUACAAUGGAGGCAACGGACAAUACGGCAACGAUGAGGAAGAAGACGAAGACGAAGACGACAUUGACUUCAAUCUCGGAAGCGGCCCGUCCACCACGGUCGCUCGCCAUGACGACGACAACCAAAACAACAACAACAACAACAACAACAACAGCCAGUCUCAAUCGCAAUAUCAUGCUCCCCCACCGACCCAGGCCCAACACAAGGGCCCUAAUGCCAAAGAAGACGGGUAAGUCACAUCCCCUUGAUGCUAUUCGUGACACACGUACAU